AUGAUGGUAGACCCCCUGUCAGACUGUAGCCCGCUCAUCAGUGCAGCAUCUUCUGGUAAGCUCCGUCUGGUCCGUCUGCUGGUAGAAGGUGGAGCAGAGGUAAAUGGGCGCAACCCAAAAGGAGAGACAGCUCUGCUGGCUGCCUGCAAGGCCCUGAGAGGGGAUCCUACUGGACCUGAGGCAAUUAAGGUCCUCACAUACCUGCUCCAGAACAAGGCAGAUCCUAAUGCACAAGACCGUGCUGGCCGUACUGCUCUGAUGUACGCCUGUAUGGAACGAGCAGGAGCUCAAGUAGCAUCCACACUCCUUGCUGCAGGAGCUGACCCAAGCAUGGAGGACCACUCUGGAGCCUCAGCUUUGGUUUACGCCAUUAAUGCACAGCAUCAGCCUACCCUGAAGGUGUUGAUGGAUGCCUGCCGGGCCAGAGGUCGUGACAUCAUCAUCAUCGCCACUGAAAUGGGAGUGCAUGGGGGCCCUGUGACCAGGCGUUAUCUGAAUGUUUUCCCAUCCCCUGAUACCUCACCAGUGUCCUGCAUGUCUCCAUCUGACAUUGUCCUGAAGACGGGCUCACCAAAUUCACCCGAGGGCGAAAACAUCUUCAACUUCAGAGGAACAAGCCAGCGAGGGAGUAGCAGUGGCAUUAGCAGUAGACAUUCCUGCUGUGAGCUGAGUCCACUGGGCCAGUGCAACUCUCCACCUCCCAGACAGAGAAUAUCAUCUGAGCCUUGGCUAGCAAUUCACAACCUGGCCUGUCUGAACAGAGCUUACGAGGAGGGCAUGAGGGAGAGGAGCCUGCAGGAGGAGGGACACAGAGAGGACUUGAGGAGGGAUAAAGGAAGGAAAAAGGAUGAGGAAGAAAAAAAGGAGUCCCGUUUUCAUCGGUCCAGUGUGGAAGAGAGGAGAGAAGGCAAGGUUCAAAGGAGGGAUAACAGAUUUGGAGGAGAGAAUUACAACUACUGCCAUGAGGAUUUCUCUUUGAAGGUCUCCCAUUCAGUCCUCUCACUCACUGAGAUGAGCUCUACUCCUGCAAAACCCAAUGUGGUCUUCAAACGAUGGCUUACUCCUGCAGGGUUGCCCUCAGACAAAAAACUCCCCACCUGCCUGCCCCCUCACUCCCAGCUCCGCAGGAAUACCCUUCCCUUUGUCACAGUGGACCCACCUCUGCUGCACUUCCCUCCCUUAGUAAGCCAAUCCUCAUCUCACCUCCAGGUUCCAACUCAAGUUUCACCUUCCAAAAGCAGAACCAUGGUGUUUCUGCCUCACCCACCCAGUUCCUCUCCUCCCUCUAAGGCAUCAGUGAGACCAGCUCUACUCCCUCCACUGGCCCUCGCCUCCUCCGUCACCUCUCUUGUUGCUCCUUCUGCCUCCUGCUACAGCGAGAGAAAUGGGAGGUCACUGCGUCGUCACUCAGUGCAGCUUGAAUAG
This is a messenger RNA of Archocentrus centrarchus (flier cichlid), 1425 nucleotides long. Its product is annotated as ankyrin repeat domain-containing protein 34B-like. Gene Ontology annotation, molecular function: protein binding. NCBI's taxonomy places the organism in Eukaryota, Metazoa, Chordata, Actinopteri, Cichliformes, Cichlidae. Bases 1 to 1425 code for a protein of 474 amino acids. The record is from RefSeq and is a predicted model, not a curated record. The transcript is spliced from 4 exons.